Tachysurus vachellii is the source of this 2034-nucleotide messenger RNA. It is a transcript of the gene fsip1, whose product is annotated as fibrous sheath interacting protein 1. The coding region runs from base 66 to 1103 and encodes 345 amino acids. Lineage: Eukaryota; Metazoa; Chordata; Actinopteri; Siluriformes; Bagridae. The transcript has 11 exons. The record is from RefSeq and is a predicted model, not a curated record.
CCUUGGAUAACAUGCAACAAAGCGUAAACAAGGGACGUGCUGUGAGGACAUUGAGAAGAGAAUAGAUGGAUAUUACAAAGGGAAACCUGGAUGAGAUAUCUCGUCCAGCUUCCAGCGAGUUCUCUCGGCCUGGGAGUCGAGUGUCCAGUGUGGUUCUCUCAGAGGGGGUGAGAAUGAUUCAGGACAGGACUGGGGUUCUUGAGGUUCUCAGCUCUGAGCUCACUGAAACUCAGGUUCGUCAGAACAUAGAGGAAAAUAACUUGGACUGCCCAUCAGAAAAACUGGUCUCUGACCAAGAUGUAUCUGAGAAGGAGAAUAAACAUCUUGAGUUGCAAGAAGCAAUCAUGGAAAUGGAACGUCUGGACAGAAUACUGGCUUCCGUGACCUUAGAAGAAGAAGCUGUCAGAAAGGAAGGCAGAGAGCUCCAUCGGAGACUUUGGAAGAAUAUAAAGGAUCACAAUCACGAAAGUUGUUCAGUGUGCAGUGAUGCAGAAAAUACCAGUUUGUUCGAAACACUUACCUACAACACAUCUAAGGACCAGAGUGAAGAGAUGGACUAUGAACCUGUGUUUGGAACCCAAGUCCCAGAUCAAGGGACUGACCUAAUCUGCAGACCUGAAAAUACAGUUUCUGGGUCAGAGGUCAGAGUACAUGGCAAGUCUUCAAACUCUGUUGAAGUGGGUGCUGAAAUAAAAGAAGUCAUCUCGACAGAAAGCAGGCAGCGUGUGACAGACAAGAACAAGAACGGACAAGAUUUCAUCAAGAAAAACAUUGAGCUAAGCAGUAGUGCAGGAAGCUCGGUGACAUUAACAGAGGAAGAGCAAAAACGAUUAGAUGAACUACUCAAGGACAUAGAUCAUUUUGAUCCAACUGCCAAACCAGAGGAGCAGGGUUAUAGACCCCAAGCAGCUGAACUUGAGCAACUCCUUCGCAUUGAUGCCAAACUGCAGCUUUUUCUAAGUGUUGAGGAAUUUAUGUGUGUGCGAAGCCCCUAUGGAUACCCCAGCCUUUCUCAGGUCGAAAAUGCUGGAGAACUUGGCGAAGGGGUCCUUCGGGAUAUGAAAGAGUCGAAAGAGCAGGAGGAGUGUCUGUGUGAAAUCUAACAGCAGCUGGAGCUCCUCACAAAAAGACAACACCCAGAUAUGCAGAAGAUUUUGACUGGUGUCGAAAAGGCAAGGCUAUCUUCAAUCGACGGAUGAAGACAUAUUUCUUCGUGAAAUUCUUGUUUGUUGUAUGUGUGUAUUUAAAAAAAAUCUAAUAGAAUAAAUGAAUAAAAAAAUUAUAGUGUUAUUUAGGCUCAUGGUAUAUUAAGUCUGUAACCUAGUGAACCAGAGUUAAUGUAUUCAGUGAUUGAGAUUUAAAAGCACUUUUGUACGUCGCUCUGGAUAAGGGCGUCUUCCAAAUGCUGUAAAUGUAAAUGCACAGAGCUACUAUAUAUGAUGCGACCGUAGAAAAUGAGCAAUAAUGCCUGAUUAUGUGCUAAUGCUAUAGACCUACACACCCUAUGCUUAUUUUCAUCUUUGGGUUAGAACACGCUGUCAUGUGUGUUUAGUUUUAAACAAUGUAGUAUUUGGAUUUGUUUUUAAAUCCUCAGUAAAUGUCAGGACAUUUUUGCAUAGUAGUGUAUAAAAACUUGCAACAUACCUAAUAGAAAAACAUAAAUAAUAAAUAAUAAAUAAAUAUUUAUUAAAAUAAUCACUGGAAAAUCAUUUGACCAGUUACUACCUGCCAAAAUUCAUGCUUCACAGGUUAAACGAAUAGAUUAUUUUUGUCUUUCAACCGUCCACUUCUCAGAAGUUUAUAAAAUGCCCAAACCAGCCCAUCUAGCACCAACAACAAUGUCACGAUCAUAGAGUCAUAGAGAUUACACUUUAUAUUAUAAAAAUAUAUAAAUAUUUUAAUAUUUAAUAUUAACCAAAGCUCUUGAACUGGAUCUGCAUCAUAUUUUAUUUCUUUUUCUUCUGAAAAAUGAUUGCCUGAAUAGAUAACUGCAUGAAUGAGCAGGUAUUUCCAAUAAAGUGGACAGUGAGUGAA